AUGCGGCAAAGACCUCCCAAGGCACCUCCCGUCUUGGACGUGCCGAAUAUCGAGGAGGAUGCACCGGAAAGAAAGCGGGUGUUGAACGUCUUGGCCCAGCGUAGAUACCGUGAGUUUCACCGCCUCGCCGACCUCCUUAGUUCCCCUCUACAUUGUACUGCACAUGGCCCUGGUGGCGCGCCUUUGUCACAUCUCGACGGCAUCGAGGCUGACUCUGAAGCAGGCGAACGCAAGAGACAAGACCGCCUCGCCAGGGAAAAGGGACGCGCCGAUGGCCCAGAGCGCUCGGUGUCUGAGACAUGCGCUGACAACGGCUCUCUGGCUGCUGCUGCUGGUGCUGCUCCACCCGUUCCUGAUGCCAUUGACCCGAUUGAGCAGAUUGCAGACCGCCGCCCUCCAGUGAACAGUGAACGAGAUGGCGCUACUGUGGAAUUCAAUCUGGACGCAUCUACGGCGUGGCACGCCGAUCUCUCAGACGACAACUCAAUAUCGGAGCUGUUGUAUGGUGCAAACCCUCCAAUUUUCGACCAUAACCCAGACGGCGAGACCGCGACGGAGGUCCUGCCCAGUCCGCCUUCGACCAUUGAUCCAGCUUCCCUGAUGGACUGCGCAUCGCUUUCCUCUUCAGAGUUUCCCGACAGCUACCUUCUACCCUUGAGCGACCUGAAGCUUCUCACUGGACUGCUUCGGGUAGCCACUCGACUAGGUUCGGAGUCUGUCAUGUGGGAUCCUGCGGCGACUUCGCCGUUCAACCUAGGGGCGGGGACGCCGGUCGAGCAGCUGCCCGAGAUGUGGAAGCCGACGGCGGCUCAGGUCCUGGUGCCUCAUCAUCCGAUCAUGGACUUCCUGCCGUGGCCGGGCGUCCGCGAUCGGAUCAUCAACCUGUUCAGUCUCCCUGACGGGGCGAGACCGCCCGCAGCACGAGGCCAGCUGGGCCUGGUCAACUUUGCCUACGACCUCGAAGAUUCAAGUGAAGGGGCUCGUAUCUGGGGCGGAGACCCGUACGAUGCGUCAUGCUGGGAAGUAGGUCAGGUCCUUUUCGAGAGAUGGUGGUUCUUGUUCGACAGGAGUGUGAUUGCACAGAGCAAUAAGUGGCGGUCGUUGAGGGGUGCCGAGGCAUUGCAGAUGCGGCCAGGCAGUGUGGUCGACUUGACCGAUGCCGUUUAA
Messenger RNA from Colletotrichum orchidophilum, 1167 nucleotides. RefSeq lists its product as uncharacterized. The transcript has a single exon. Lineage: Eukaryota; Fungi; Ascomycota; Sordariomycetes; Glomerellales; Glomerellaceae. Bases 1 to 1167 code for a protein of 388 amino acids. The record is from RefSeq and is a predicted model, not a curated record.